Messenger RNA from Scatophagus argus, 4412 nucleotides. RefSeq lists its product as uncharacterized. Lineage: Eukaryota; Metazoa; Chordata; Actinopteri; Scatophagidae. Gene Ontology annotation, cellular component: cytoplasm. The coding region runs from base 548 to 2794 and encodes 748 amino acids. The transcript has 11 exons. The record is from RefSeq and is a predicted model, not a curated record. Gene Ontology annotation, biological process: protein linear deubiquitination. Gene Ontology annotation, molecular function: cysteine-type deubiquitinase activity.
GCGCAUGAGUAUGACGUCAUGCGGUCCGACCGUGCCGUGACCUGCUGCUCUGCUAUGCUAGGGUUUCGCACCAACAGAUUUUUCCGAAAAAAUACAGGAAAUAUCCAUUAUUUACGAAAUGUAUCGUAUAAAACGAUAAUGAUUUAGUCAUUAUAGAAUGUUCCCAGCGUGGCAGCAGUGACUCUCAUGAGCGGCGAUCAGUAUUUAGUUGCACAUGUUUAUAUUUUAAGUUUAUCUCAGCUAGCUGUUUAGCUAAAUUGAGCUUGUUGUCCAGCUAACAAAAAGUGUAACAAAAAUCAGGGCUGCAUGCCUGAAAGCUUGUGGACUUCGUCUCUAAAUAAGCACAGCCGAGGUAUCAAUUUCAUUGCAAAGCACUGACGUGUUUGCUUCCUGGCUUUAGCGGCACGCUGAUCCUCGUCAUCAUGGACUCCUGAAAUCUUCUGGCUUCAGCGACUCAUUAGGUCGCUUGCAGGUGUUUUGGUCCAGAGUUCACCGUUCGGCCUACAACCUGUCUUAAGUCCCAAACGGAGGGAGUGGUUGGGAACAGAUGGGGAGCAGUUGCUGUCACGCUGAGAGUCCCUGUACCAGUGUGGAGGAAAGAAGUGGUUUGCUGAAAGAUGACUCGAAAGCUACGGUGUCCACUGACAAAACAGCUGUUAUGGGUGCUUGUGGUCCUCAAGGAGUUGAUGACAUAAGGAAAACACCUGAUGUGGCCAAUGUAAAGGUGGAGGUAAAGGAUAUGGCUGUGAAGGUGAAGCAGCAUCCUGAGGUUGGAGAGACGGAGGCCAGUACCACUCAGGAGAAUGGACCCUCGCAGGAGGUGUUCGUACAUACGACAGCAUCAUCUCCCAGGAAAGGAUCUGAACCCAAGGAAAACCCCACUAGAGCACCAGAUCAAAAUCAGAAAGAAUGUCCUGCAGACGGUGGACAAGCCGAGCUUCUGCAGUGCACUUUAAACUCCUUGCAGAAAGAAAACACCACAGCUAACUGGGAAGGUGUUACAGCGACAAACACAGCACCAGAAAAAGAAAAUCCAGCCUCAGUGCAGGACAAAAUCCCUCAUAUCAGCCCACCAACGGCCCAGGCAGCUUGUCCUGAAAACACUGAGACAAAUGCAACAAGAGAGCACAUUACACGGACCAUCACUCCUGAUUUUGAUGGAGAAGCAGGCUCCAAGCUUGACAGCCAUGUAGUCGAGCCAUCAGAUGGGUUUUCUCAAAAUAGUGAAGCAUUAUCUGAGCCAGACACUCAGCUCAGUGCGGCAGCUUGUCGGUUGUCAUCCAUCUCUGUGGUCAGUCAGGAGAUUGACGUGUCUCCAAGCUGUGCUGAGGAUUCAGACAAUGGGAGCUCUUCAGUGUGCAAGGACGCCAGUCCUGAACUCAUAAAAAGCCACGAUGUCUCUGAGUCCUCUGCAUCGGAGCCCACAGGACUCGACCUCAGUGGUGAGGAACGAGACUCUGCCAGCUGUGCGGGGGAGCCAGAGACCACAGCUCUGACAGACGCCAGCGAGAGCUCAAAAUCUGAUCAGGACACAAACCCGAAUCUUGACUGUGCGACUAUGAUCUCGAACGAGCUCGCUUCUUUGGAGUGCGUCAAACAGGAUAUCGGCGAGGAGGUGAUGCUGGAAGGGCAAGAUAAAGACGAUGAUGUUCCCAAAGCGGAGGAGAACGAUGAGAUGGAGGAGAAGGGCGAAAAUGCUACCACCGAGGCAGAGACAGGGAAAGAUGCUGAGAUUAAGGAGGUAACUGGGCCAGAGGAGCAGCCAGCAGGGGGUUCAUCCGCUGGUGUAAAAGCCAAUGAGAUUCCUGUCACAGAGGAGGAAGACUCUUCUGCGGAUGACCUGGACAGCAGUGAGGAAGACCUGUACAGAGGAGCCGAGGAGCUGUCAGAAUCGCAAGAAAAUGAACCAGGACUGUCGCCUGUGUUAGACACUGCACUGUUAAAAGCGGAGGACAGAUGCAGUUUGGCCCCGGCGAUGGAUAUUCUGUCUUACAGUGAGAGAGAGUGGAAAGGAAAUACUGCCAAAAGUGCUCUCAUUAGAAAGGGUUAUAAAGAGAUGUCCCAGAGGUUUGGCAGCUUGAGGAGGGUGAGGGGGGACAACUACUGUGCCCUCAGAGCGACGCUGUUCCAGGUGUUCACCCACAGCACCCAGCUGCCCUCAUGGCUGCGGGAGGAGGACAUUUCUAUGCUGCCGAAGCAACUCGAAGAGCAGGAAGGUCUGAUAAGUCAGUGGACGUUUCCAGGAGAAUGCCUGCAGGGAGAUGGGACGGGAGAUGCCGUCCUGCAGCUAAAAGGCUACGCGGAGCUUCUCCAAAAUACGUGGCGGGCGGCGUUGGACUGCACCUCUGCGGUGGAGCGGCAGCAGUUGUGCGAGCGGGUGUUUCAGGGAGGAGAAGAGGAGCUGGGGCUGUUGGAGGCGCUCAAGCUGCUGAUGCUGGGCAGAGCGGUGGAGCUGCACAGCUGCAUGCAGGCCGGCGGAGACGUCCCGCUCUUCUGCUGGCUGCUGUUUGCUCGGGACUCAUCCGACUGCCCGCGCUCCUUCCUCUCCAACCACCUCAGCCACGUGGGCCUCAGCGCCGGGCUGGAGCAGGUGGAGAUGUUCCUGCUGGGCUACGCCUUGCAUUGCACCAUUCAAGUUUACAGACUGUACAAGGCUGACACGGAGGAGUUUGUCACCUACUACCCAGACGACCAUAAGGAUGACUGGCCAUCUGUGUGCCUCGUGACAGAAGAUGAUCGCCACUAUAAUGUGCCAGUAGAAGCUGCAGAACACAAGGAGCUCAGCUCGAGCUAAUCACCGCUGCAGAGACAUCUCCUGCCAUACCAACGAAAAACUCAGGUCAAUCAACGCCAAUUAAAGGAAUAGUUUGACAUUUUGGGAAAUAUUUUUCUGGUUGAUAUCACUCACUAAACAUGAAGCAACCGUUAGCAGCUUGUUGGCUUACCACAUAGACAGGAAGCAAGGGGGAACAUCUUGUCUGCCUCUGAUAUUAAGUAAUAAUAUCUGCCCUUCAGCACCUCUAAGGCUCAUUUAUUAGCAUGUUAUAGCCCCUUUUUAAUUUCAGCUGAACAAAAACUGAAAAACCGAUGACAUGUUGAGGUUUUACAGACAACUUCUUCACCACGAAUUUGAAGUAAAAAGAUAAAAUGUGCCAAUUAGCUUUGGAAGUACUGAUGGAAGGAUUUUAUUACCUUAGGACAGGCUAUCAGUUUCCCUCUUUCCAGUGUUUGUGCUAAGCUAAGCUAACUGGCUGCUGGUGUUAGCUUCAUAUUUAGUGUACAAACAUGAGAGUGUUGUCAGUCUUCAUCUCUAACUCGCAGGGAGAAAACCAAGAAGUGUGUUACCCAAAAUGUAUGUUUCUUUAAAAUUAUGCUGAUUUGAGACCCUGUACAAGAUGUGCUUUACACACUUUUGUACACACUGUACUGUACAAUAUUUUCUAUUUGAGUGUGUGUACAUAUAUGUUGCAAGCUUUUACGUUUGCACCGUAAAAUCCUGAUAAAAACGCAAUGGGAGCUGCUAGCAGCGGCAAAAUGAUUAGAUGGUUGGGUGUUAACACUGGAAUCACUUUGAUUUGUGUAUUAAUUUAUUCUUUCUCAUUCGUACAUGAAACGACUGAAUUAGUUAAUGAAAGGGUUUGAUUAUUUAUCAGGUUUAACAACAGCUCACACCAGAUGAUGAUCAGAGGGAGCCUGUGUGAAGAGGAUGUGUGAUGAUCUGUUUGUCUGCAACUGUGUGUGUCUGUGUGUGUGUGUGUCAAACUUGAUGUGUAACAUGUUGCCUUUAACCAAGCAGUUCUGACAGGGGGGUGUUUGCUGCAAAUGCUGGCAACAGUGCCAACCACUGGAUUCAGUAGUAAAUUGCUCGCUUGGUCCUCCAUGUUGCCUUAGAAAUCCUGCACAAUAAGAAUGAAUGUUGGUUAUUAGUGAUAAGAGGCCAUUUCUUUGCCCUUAUUCCAGAGUAUGUGAAGGUGACACAUUAACAGAAAAACAUUUACAGGAAUGUUCUUACACUGUCAAGAUUUUUGAGUGGCAUUUAGAUAAAAAAAAGUAAUUUUUUUGUAAAAGUUCUUUGAUUAAUUAUUGAUCUUGAAAUGUUGACUUUUAUUAAUUUAAUGGGAAUUCUAAAUACUAUUUUGAACUGCUUUAGCAGUACGCUGCAGUAAAUGACACAAUGUGUGUGUUUGGGGUCUCAUAGAUCUCCCAUCUGCAAAACAUGGUUGAAUAUAAUGCAUUUUCUUAUGCUGUGUAUCUGUUGAGUUUUUAUUGUUUAUUUUGUUUUUUUGUUUGUUUGUUUUCUUACCUGCACUACCAUCCUGAAUAAAUCCAUCUAGAGUUCUUUUAUAAAGCAAAAGGUUUCCAAUAAAAUGCUUUUCUACAGGUUUGGAGUUUAAUAAGAUCAGGAAAGGUAA